Naegleria gruberi is the source of this 1697-nucleotide messenger RNA. RefSeq names its product HSP70 family protein. Bases 1 to 1644 code for a protein of 547 amino acids. NCBI's taxonomy places the organism in Eukaryota, Heterolobosea, Eutetramitea, Acrasida, Naegleriidae. The transcript is spliced from 2 exons. Gene Ontology annotation, biological process: protein folding in endoplasmic reticulum. The record is from RefSeq and is a predicted model, not a curated record. Gene Ontology annotation, molecular function: protein-folding chaperone binding; misfolded protein binding. Gene Ontology annotation, cellular component: endoplasmic reticulum.
AUGCUGCUGAUUCCGAAGACCAUCAACGACAACACUCUCGGAAAGACUAGUCUUCUGAAGAGUUGUACAACUCCAUCAAUUAAAGUUAUUUUUAUUCUUCUUAUUAUUACAGCAAUAUGUACCAUUGCUCAACCACAACAAAAAAGUAAAACAGCAGAAGAAUGGAUUGAACUUGGAGAUAAAGAUUUUAGAAAUAGAGAUUAUCAACAAGCUAUUUCAAAAUAUACUUCUGCACUUGAAGUUGAAAGAGAAAAUAAGAGAGCCUAUUUAAAAAGAGCAGAAACUUAUCAAUUAUUGAAAAAGUUUAAAUUUGCAUUAUCUGAUGUUGAUUCUUUAAUUAAUAUUCAAUCUGAUCAUACUCAAGCAUUAUCUAUGAAAGGACAAUUAGCCUUAUCACUUGGAUUAUUUGAUCAAUCAGUUUCAGCUUUUAAUUCUUUAUUAAAAUUGAAACCAAGUGAUGAUACUAAGGAAAAAUUGAAAAAAGCCUUAUUAGGUAAAUCAUUAUAUUCUGAAAUUGUUAAAAAUCCAGAAAGUAGUGAUAUUCAAGAAAAGUUUGAUUUAAAUUCUAAUGAAAAUAGUAAGAGAUGUGUACAAGUAAUUACAAAAUUACUUUCAGAAGAAGUUGGAGCAAGAGAAAGCGUUGAUUUAAUAAUUGAACGUGCACAUUGUUCACUUCGAUCAAAAUUAUUACAACUCUUAAUGCAAGAUAUUAAAACUAUUUAUGCUAAAGAUAAUACAAAUGUACAAGCAACAAUACUCUAUUCAAAAUAUUUAUAUUUAUUAGGAGAUAUUGAAACUGCUAAAAAUACUAUUAAAACUAAAUGUUUAAGAGUAGAUCCAGAAAAUAGAAAUUGUAAAGAAUUAUUUAAAUUAUUUAAACAAGCAGAAAGAUUAAAUGAACAAGCAAAUAAUGAUUUCAAUUCUGGAAAUCAUAAUUCUGCAAUUAAACAUUUUAAAGAAUAUAUUGAAUUAAUGGAAAAUGAUGCUAAAUCAAUUUUACCUGGUGUUGAUAUGAUUGAUGUUAAAGUUAAAACAUGUCAAUCAUAUGGUGAAGCACAAGAUCAUACAAAUGCAGAUGAGGGUAUUAAAUUGUGUACAUCAGUUAUUGAUUCAUUAGGUAAUUCAGAUAAUUCUGAAUAUAAAAUGGCAUGUUUAAUUAGUAGAGCUCAAUUACAUGUCACUUUAGAUGAUUUUGAUAAAGCUAAAGCAGAUGCUAAUCAAGUUAGAGAAUCUGAACAUGCUAACAAACAUCAACAAAAGUUACAACAAAUUCUUGGUAGAAUUCAACAACAAGAAAGAAUUAAUUCUCAAAGAGAUCACUAUAAGGCUCUUGGUUUUGAUAGAAAGAAUAAGGAUCAAGUUACAUUAUCAGAUAUUAAGAAAGCCUAUAGAAAAUUAGUUAAAAUCUAUCACCCUGAUAAACAUAAAACUCAAGCAGAUAAAGAUAAGGCUGCUAAAAAGUAUAAGGAAAUUACUGAAGCCUAUGAAGUUUUAAGUGACGAUUCAAAGAGGCAAAGAUAUGAUGCUGGUGAAAAUGAUUUCCAACAUGGUGAUCAAGGUGGUCAUCACGGAGGUUUCCAACAUGGUAAUCCUUUCGGUUCAUUCUUCCAAGAAGGUGGUGGUUUCAGAUUCCACUUUGGAUAAUUCUUUACCAAUAAUACCUUAGUAACUAUUUUGAAUAAACAAAUAAUCUCUUU